Symsagittifera roscoffensis is the source of this 2412-nucleotide messenger RNA. RefSeq lists its product as uncharacterized. NCBI's taxonomy places the organism in Eukaryota, Metazoa, Xenacoelomorpha, Acoela, Convolutidae. The coding region runs from base 534 to 2354 and encodes 606 amino acids. The transcript is spliced from 2 exons. The record is from RefSeq and is a predicted model, not a curated record.
GGUAUUUAUUAAGUUCUUUAUUUUAUUACAACCACACAAAGGAGUGCAACCCAACGAAUUCCAUUAGCAAACAGGUAUUUCGAGUUGUAAAUAAAAGUGUAUACAAACUAAAGUCCAGACUUAAACACCAUUUCUGAACUGGUCCAAACUUGCAAUCAUGACAGCGUAGUCAAUAGCUUUUAUACCAUGGUAAGAUCAAUAAUUGUGUAUUUAAAACUCGUUUGCUUAUGCGUUUAGUUUUAUCUUACUUUUGGUGUAUACUAUCAUAAACAAUUUUUUUCAAUAUAAAAAACUUAAUUGCUCUAUCAUUUUACUCACUGCGUGUUUAUAUAUUAUUGUUAAUUGUUAUUUUCUCCAUCUUAGGACUCAUAUUCAUUUACACCUCAACAAUUAUCUACUUAUCAUUAAUAUUCGAAAUUGCUUUUAAAUUAGACGCACAUACAUGAGAAAUGGUACAGGUUUUUAUUAGCUAGAAAAGCUACAGAAAUUUUUAUUUUUGCGACACAUAUCACAAAUUCACCCUAGGUUUAAGAAUGUUGCUGUUGUUUUUGUUGGGAUUUUUUCCCGGUGUACUUUUUUCAUCAGCUUCAAGUGAAGAUAAUUUGCCAAAAUGUUGCCAAUGCAACUCAGUUUGCAGCAACCCCAAUUUCGGAGUGUUAAUGUUCAAACCCAGAAGUCUCUGCAACUAUACAAUCCCUACAACAUCUCGGCUGCAAACGAGGUUUUACAAAAUUAGCUCGACACAAGGCGACCAAAUUACAUUGUAUUACCCAACGGCAAUGGCUAAAAUGGAGUCGUGGAGGGCACCCGACUCGAGUGCUGUCGGUCCAGCUGUUGAAUCAUUCGGAAAUAACGAGUUUGUUGUCAUCGAAAUCACAAAAGGAAACCUCGGCGCUGAAUUCGUUGUUGAAUAUUAUAGCGACAAAAACUUGCAAAAGAACGAAGACUUUCUGCUAAAAUCAUGUGAAGCAACUAGUUAUGGCAAAAUUUAUGGAAGUAUAAAUAUCACCAAUCCUCAAUACGACAACUUUUUUUUGAUGCAAUUAACUGAUCACCAAUCAACUCUUUACUCCGAGUACGAACAAGGCGUGAAAUCCUAUUUUGAUGAACUAUUUGCCCAAAGUACUAGCUUAAGUGGUUAUCAUAACUUGAUGGUAUUUUCAUUCUCGCCUGGUCUUUUUGUUAAUUUUGCCCUCGAAAUAAUAGACGAUAUCAAUUUUGGCGCCGAAAGUUUUCGGAAACUUUUGACAUCGGGGGUAAAAAAACCGACAGCCGGGCCAAACUUUAUAGUGGAUGCUGCAAGUUUACAGCUGAAUUCUGAAGAGGAAUGCUUCGAAAUUACAUUCACUGAAGACGAAUAUUUUGAUCUUUCUGAGACAACAUUUUCUUCAGCUAUUUCGUUCGCGGUUUCCGAUUAUUGCAAGUUUCUAAGAAUUUGUUCUGCGGACCAAAAUGUAGAAACCAGUCGCUAUGCAAGCGCUGAAUACGCGAUUGAAGAGCUUAAGUUCAAAUUCUGCUUUAAUUCACUCUUGGUAUCGCGACAAAUUAUCGAAGCAGUUCUUAACGAACGAUUCCAAAUAGCGUCACAGUUAGGAAGUUUCGAAUUUGACUACAAAGUUAUUGCCGACAGCGAAAACCAAGUGAUUAUUCAAGAAAAAGAUGAAAAAUUCACUUUCUUGGAUUUGAUAUGGGUCUCAAUAAUUGUUAUUUUGACAAUUUUGCUGAUUUGUGUCAUUUUUGUAGCAGUUUGGUAUUAUUGUCAGUAUAAACACGCUCAAAAACAUUUCAAUAUGUUGAGCCAAGAAGACGAUGAGUUGGCAAUGAAGCCGCCCGAACAAGUCGAGUUGCGGAAAAACUCAAACAAAAUGCACCAAGAUGCGGUUCGAGCCUCGGGCAUAUCGUUCGUUCUGAAAACAGGUCCACGACAAACUUUUCUACGACCCGAGUCGCAAAUAAGCAUGGGUCCAAACGACCUCCCUCCUCAUAAAAGCAUGCCCGACUUAACCUACGAGCCUCAUCAUUCAACCGGGACAAAUAAUUUCCAGAAACGACCAGCGGGUCAUGUUUACACACGGGGUAAGCCCUCGGGUAAAAACGAGAACAAUCCGAGCUCAAAUCAAUCGUCUAGUUUGUACUCUCGGACGCCGAGUGAUACGAACCGAGCACCGACAGACAGAUACUCGCAACUGAACCAUGAGUAUGACCCGCUCAAUUACGAGUACCUGAAUUCUAACCCGAACAAGUCAUCCACAAUGCCCAAGUCCCACUCUGCCUUGCCAGUCCAGACAAACCAGCCUCCGGACAACAGAGACUCCAGGAUGAAUUCAGGAACCGAACAUGAAAAUUACUUGUAACAUAUUAAAAAUUUCUAACUAUUAUAUUUUUUAAACAAAAAAAUAAUCUUUAUUUCAU